AUGAAGGUAAAAACAACACGUGUACGAGGAAACCCUGGUGGAUCAUGGCAUCUGAAGCCGGAUAAUGCUCUGGCCGUAAUCAAUAACAACACAACAUCUGAGCGCGAUUCGAGCUUUGGGACAAGAUAUGAGACACCAAACCUCAACAACAGUAGGACUCUUUCGUCCAGACGACAGACCACCACUCCUGUAACUCCUGGAGUGUUUCGUCAGAAAACUCAACUCAACAGGCAUGAACAACUUGAUCACAUCAAGAAAUUCACCACUUACAAUGAAGGUAAAACAACACGUGUACGAGGAAACCUUGGUGGAUCAUGGCAUCUGAAGCCGGAUAAUGCUCUGGCCGUAAUCAAUAACAACACAACAUCUCAGCGCGAUUCGAGCUUUGGGACAAGAUAUGAGACACCAAACCUCAACAACAGUAGGACUCUUUCGUCCAGACGACAGACCACCACUCCUGUAACUCCUGGAGUGUUUCGUCAGAAAACUCAACUCAACAGGCAUGAACAACUUGAUCACAUCAAGAAAUUCACCACUUACAAUGAAGGUAAAACAACACGUGUACGAGGAAACACUGGUGGAUCAUGGCAUCUGAAGCGGGAUAAUGCUCUGGCCGUAAUCAAUAACAACACAACAUCUCAGCGCGAUUCGAGCUUUGGGACAAGAUAUGAGACACCAAACCUCAACAACAGUAGGACUCUUUCGUCCAGGCGACAGACCACCACUCCUGUAACUCCUGGAGUGUUUCGUCAGAAAACUCAACUCAACAGGCAUGAACAACUUGAUCACAUCAAGAAAUUCACCACUUACAAUGAAGGUAAACAACACGUGUACGAGGAAAACCUUGGUGGAUCAUGGCAUCUGAAGCGGGAUAAUGCUCUGGCCGUAAUCAAUAACAACACAACAUCUCAGCGCGAUUCGAGCUUUGGGACAAGAUAUGAGACACCAAACCUCAACAACAGUAGACUCUUUCGUCCAGACGACAAGACCACCACUCCUGUAACUCCUGGAGUGUUUCGUCAGAAAACUCAACUCAACAGGCAUGAACAACUUGAUCACAUCAAGAAAUUCACCACUUACAAUGAAGGUAAAACAACACGUGUACGAGGAAACCCUGGUGGAUCAUGGCAUCUGAAGCGGGAUAAUGCUCUGGCCGUAAUCAAUAACAACACAACAUCUCAGCGCGAUUCGAGCUUUGGGACAACAAACCUCAACAACAGCAGGACUCUUUCGUCCAGACGACAGACCACCACUCCUGUAACUCCUGGAGUGUUUCGUCAGAGGACUCAACUCAACAGGAAUGAAGAAUUUGGUGGCACUGAAGCAGGUGUUGGAAGCCUACAGAUACCACGGGCAGCUUCUCGCACAUACUUGGAUCCAAACAACGUGAAGUACACCAAGAAAUCCAUCCCUUCCACAUUUUCCGCGUCAACGCUGGCGUACGCUGACGAGUGUUGCUAG
Messenger RNA from Liolophura sinensis, 1461 nucleotides. RefSeq lists its product as uncharacterized. The record is from RefSeq and is a predicted model, not a curated record. The transcript has a single exon. Bases 1 to 1461 code for a protein of 486 amino acids. Lineage: Eukaryota; Metazoa; Mollusca; Polyplacophora; Chitonida; Chitonidae.